Molecule: messenger RNA, 3237 nt
Organism: Acanthaster planci (crown-of-thorns starfish)
Lineage: Eukaryota; Metazoa; Echinodermata; Asteroidea; Valvatida; Acanthasteridae
Source: RefSeq, a predicted model, not a curated record
GCCGUGCUCGAACCAGAACGGUUGCGACUGGAGCUGACUGUUGGCUUCUGUUGGUGCACAUGAAUAUUUCCAGCCGUAGCCAUAGCUCCUGGGCACAACUCUUACUUCUCUACAAUGAUUCCAGAUUUCAUGGUGUACUUUGAAACGAUUCCAGACUUUGAAACGUCAGCGAACAGUCCAUACCAAGGGUUCAGGCACAAAGACUUCAGAUGACAUGUACAUCGUGGUUGCAAGGAGAUUUCUAAUCGCAGAAGGCACGUGCGUAGUUUUAUAUGUCCGUGAUCCAUGUUGUAAUAAUAAUAGCUCUGCAAAAUGUCUGAGGAACCAGAGCAAAAUCAAGUUACACUAGAAAUCACCGAUGCUGAGAAUCAAAAUGCAGAGAACAACGAUGCUCCAGUACCACCAGCUAAUAACAAUGACGAACCAUCCGAAAAUACGUCUUCUCCGAGCAAAUGUGAAAGCCAGAAGCCCAUAUCGCCAAAGAAACUCCCGCGGAUCGUCAAGGUUGGCCUGUUCCUCCUAGGCUUGUAUCCGGUGGCAAAAUGCCCCAAAUGCUGUCGCAGUGAAGGAGCAAGCGAGGAUGGAAAAAAUGGUCAGGAAGAGGAUUUUUGGUCAGAGUAUGGAUGCUGCAAGAAAAUGUGGGCCUUUUCACCAGUAUUCGUUUUGGCUGGGGUUGUAAUUUUACAUGUCCUAGAUUUCUUUGUGAUAAUCGUCAUGUUCAUGGACAAAGAGGAGAACGCAGUCUUCGUUUUGUGGUACUUCACAUAUCUGCUUCACCUGACCACCACUCUUACAUUCUGUCUAUCCAGAUGGCUGUAUCUGUCUUUGUGUUACGAUCAACAUAGAAACCGCUUGUCAGUUUGGUCGAAGAAAUACUUGAAGAUGCAUGCAGGUUACGGUCCUCAUCGGCCGAUUCUAUAUUUCUUUCUUUUCAUGACUUUACCUAUUGCCUGCAUUCUUUUGAAAGUCGUAACGUUUGCCUUCGAAUCUGGCCAAACCAAUUGCCACAAUGAUGCUUUCUCUGUGCUCAGAUUUAUUGGGGGCGUGUUCGGAUAUUUCUACUAUGGAGUCUUCUGCUUCGUGAUCUCGUUCUUCAGAAUCGCACAUCGUAAGAAGUUUUACGAAAUUGCUAAAAAAAUCAGUGAACGUGGAAAGGGCAACAUCGAAGACACAAAACACGACAUCAAAGAGCUGUCCCUGGGGUUUCUCAGCUUUCGUGACUUUGUUGGGGCGUGGAUGAUGAUAUCCCUAUCUUUGGGCGUCUUUGGGCUUGCCUCCAUGGUUCCGUUUACUCUUUACACCUUGCCGACGAUAAGAAAUCCUAAGAACUCUCUAGUUCAGGUCAUGCACUUAGAGAUUUGGACAGCCUUUACGUGGCUUGACAAGAUUCUUUUUAUACUGUGGCCAACAGUGGCAGUUGCGGGUUUGGAUGCGGGGUACUCUUGGCGAUAUUUUAAAGAAAUGAUCUUAAUGAAGUGGCAUGCUAAGUACGAUAGCAGCGUUGAAAAUGAAGAAGAAAAGUCACAACGCAGUAAGACGCUGGAAGACAUCUUGGUUCAUAUUCAGCAGCUUAGCGAUGGAUGGGCCUGGGCCGCAUCUACCUUGAUCCUCUCUGUUGUCAGUGUGUACGUGACCAUUCAGUUGUUUCCUAAGCAGGAUGUCGACCCAUGGAUCAGCGUAGAAUGUGACUCAGAUACAUCCUCAAAUUACACAGUCAACAGGUUUAUAUUUUCAAGAUUCUUGUAAAUCGUUCAAGCGCACCACUCUCCCAAGGAAGACCAGAGCUUUCUGACGAGAGACGUUGAGUUAAGACAAGUAAUUCUUCCCCAAAACGCGCCGCCCAUUUUAGAAUCGGUCACAUCGGUGUAUUCGCAAACAUUUCUAUGGCAUCAAAAAGUCUCGUAUCGUGUUUAGAUUAAUUCUUGAUUCGCGAUAUGUACCAGGUCCGACUGGGAAAUGCGUUCUAUUUACGCGGGAUCUCGAUCCUUGAGUAAGGCCAUGCAUUAGCACAUAUUCUUCGUUAAACUAUCCUAUUAAAAUUGUAUUUUGUAAACUUCUUAUUAAGGCGAUAAUUUACCAUAUUUUACCUCGAUAUUUAGUACACUUUUCAAGUUUCCAUUGAAAUUGGAUCUUGGUUCAGGUGCUGUUGAUCUUCAAUAAUUUGGAGACUUGAUCUCGGCUUCCAUUGACAUGGUUAAACCAAAGUUCUCUGUUACAAUGCAAUUUUCAAAACCAGGAUUACACAUGAAAAUGAUGCAAACUUGAGGGGGUUAUUUUCGAUUUCGCUUUCACUCGAGACUUAUACACCAUACUUAGCAGACUCAGAAAACAUGAUGCUUGGAGCAUAAGCACCACAUUAGUAGUUAAGUUACUGAUGCGCACGAUUGUGGGUUUUGGAAAUUCCAGAUGUCUAUUUUUGUCUUUUCGCUGAAUCACGCCCUCUUGUGUACUUUGAUUUGUUUAAUUUCUUCUUGAUAGCACACAUUAACCCAGCUAUAGAUUCAUUCUCGAAAUGAUCUUUAAAGUGCUCAAUGUACACGGCAAAACAACCAUCGUAAAAACAUAUUUCACGCGCUAGUGAUAUUCUUAGGAGCAGCUUAAUGUAGAGGAAUUCAUGUUUCACGUGCUUAAAUGAGCAUUUAUUAUUAAUGUUUUUAAAAAGUAACUUGUAAUCACUAGAAUUUCGUUAGAAACGUGGUUUCUGUUACUUUAUGAGCUUUCAAGAUUCUUUUCACUUUUGUUUUCUUUAUUUUCAUAAUCAAAUUUUCUAUUUUUAUUUCAAAUUAUUGGUUGGUCAACAAUGUGUGUGCAUUGGUCAUUCAGAUAUCUAUUGUUGGUAUAAUGAAUGUGAUCGUAGGUUGAUGGAUAUGACAAUUAUGUUUACAGUUUGUCACGAUUGGGCAAUUUUUUUUCGUUUUUGGUUUUAGAUCAGUUUGGUUUAUUGUUAUCGCAGUCCUCUUGUAGACAGUCUGAUGCUAUGAAUGUAUAUAGGCUUGUUUCUAUAAUUUGUUUGAAAAAUCUCCGGUUCACCAUUAACUUUCUUCUGUUAAAUUGAUUCUGAUUGCAUGGAUUAAACUACAGAAAUCGAAUUUAAAAUGUGUAUCUUUUACUUGUGUUGUAAUUUGAAGGCAGACUCUACAACUAAUUAAAUUUGUAUGCAAAUUAAUAAUGCUUGCUAAAUGUGAUAAAAGUGCAUGUGUAUUGUACAUGUACCAAAAGUUUACCAAAAUAAUGUUU